UGUAACACCCUCUGGCUUUAAGUGUCUUAUACAAGGCUUUACUCACUCAGUACUGAGCUGUUCCUAAGCCGGGAUUGACGGAGAAUCCUAUUUAGGAAAACACCCUUGAUGAAGAAAGCACGAAGCAAAGAGGAAAUUUUGCAUGGAUGUUUCCAAGAGUGACGGCAUGGUAAAGCAGGGACCAUCACCAGGAGGGCUUCCGGGGCACUUCGGAUGGCUUGGUAUAAAAGAGGAGCCUUGAUUCAGCCCUGAGCAUCUGAGCUGGCUGUGGUUGAGGAUUACAAGAGCUGUUUUGAUCAGGGGAAGAAUUCUGUUUUUAGCACAGGCAGCAAUUAAAAUAGCUUGUGAAUCUAAACACCUCGGGGAACUGUCAUAAAAGAAGGCAGAAAAUCCAUCUUCUGGACUCCACUGCAGCCAGAAAUGAGCCUGGAGAAAGCAGAGGAGACAAGAGCUUGAGGUUCACUUGGUGAAAAAGGACAACCUGAGACACCGAGCCAGAUACGCCCAUUUGAUCUCAAGAUGGCUGAGGAGGAUCUCCGGGGUUCGAGCACUCCCUUCUCGCUCUCCUUUUCGGGCAGUGGCUUUCUUGCCCUGUACCAGGUCGGAGUGGUGCAGUCCCUCCUGGAGCUGGCUCCUGAACUCCUCAAGUCUGCAUGUAAGGUCUACGGGUCAUCCGCUGGUUCGAUCAUCGCCGCUGCCGUGGUGUGCGGCAUCAGCCUUGACGACCUAAAGGAAUUUUUCUUUGCCAUGGCAAAAGAAGUCAGGAAAACCAUCCUGGGCCCUCUCUCUCCCAAGUGCAGCUUGCUGGCCAAUAUCAAGACUGUUUUGCAGCGGAUGCUACCAGAGGACUCCUACCAGCUGGCUUCAGGGCGGCUGCACAUCUCGCUGACGCGGGUGAUGGACGGCCAGAACGUCAUGGCCUCUGAGUUCAACUCAAAGGAGGAGCUCAUCCAGGCUCUGCUCUGCAGCUGCUUUCUUCCUAUCUACUGUGGAUUCAUCCCUCCAUCCUACCGAGGUGUGCGAUACAUUGAUGGAGGAUUCACUGGCCUGCAGCCCGUUUCCAGCUUGGAGGAAGCCGUGAUCACUGUGUCCCCAUUCACUGGAGAGCUCGAUAUCUGUCCACGGGAUUGUCCCGCUAUCUUCUUCUGUUUCCAGAUCUUCAAUGGCAGCAUCCAGAUCUCAAUAGAAAACCUCUGCAGGAUUAGCUAUGCUCUCUUUCCACCUAGCACCUUGGUCUUGAACGACAUUUUCUCCCAAGGGUACCAGGACACUGCCCUUUUCCUGUACAGGAACAAUGCUUUUGGCUUUAACUACUUCGACGGCAAUUUCCGCUUCGCCAGCAUGUGUGGGAAGAACAACUUCACACAACCCAAGAGGUCAUUCACCGGCCUAUUCAAAAGGGUACCGCAGGGUCUGGCUCCUUGCUUCCUGCCAGGCUUGGCUCUCUGGAGGAAGGAGCAGAUGACUGGACUGCAGGAUCCACUGUCAAAGGUCCUGUUGCAGCCGUACAGGCUGCCAGCUUUUGUCAGAAAGGGGCUGAAGAAGCUGUGGGGGCUGCUGGAAGGUAUGAGCACUGUGGCAAAACAGUUCCAGAAGCUCCUCCAAACCAUGGUGCCUGGUUUGCCUAAGAGAGCUGUGGUGAGCAGGUAACCAUCCUGGAUGUGCCCUGGGGGUCUCUGAUGCCACUUGGUUCUGCUGCCCCAGGAAGCGGAGGGUGUCACUGGAGCUCAAUUCACACAGCGGCAUGGCUGCUGGUAUUUUAUGGAGUUUUUUGGGAGUGGUUGGUUUUGGUUUUUUUUUUUCACUUGGGGAAACCGGCUGAUUUUGUUUCCAGUGCUGCUGCCUCGGCCCCCCUGCCCAGGCCUGACCUGCUUUAACAUGACGGCCGAAUAUGCACAGGGGAGAUCGACCAUCUUUACUCGCAUGCGUGUACAGCCCAGUCGCCCGUUUCCCCGGCCACUGCACUUGCUGAUCACCAGCAGCAUCCCUCCCCCGAUUUAAUGCAGAUUAAAGGGCAGGCAUUUGCCAGGAAAUGUCACAUUUUGAGUGUUUGCCUUCCACUCAAAAACUUUCAGAGAUUCAUCAAACAGAAAACAGGGAGAGGGAAAAGCCUUAGGGAACAUCACACUGUUUAUCCAGUUUCCU
Molecule: messenger RNA, 2145 nt
Organism: Grus americana (Whooping crane)
Lineage: Eukaryota; Metazoa; Chordata; Aves; Gruiformes; Gruidae
Gene: PNPLA1
Product: patatin like phospholipase domain containing 1
Exons: 9
Coding region: 520-1650 (376 amino acids)
Biological process (GO): triglyceride catabolic process; lipid homeostasis
Cellular component (GO): cytoplasm; membrane; lipid droplet
Molecular function (GO): triacylglycerol lipase activity
Source: RefSeq, a predicted model, not a curated record